CUGACCUCCAUGAUGAAAACUUGCGUCACCAGAUUUCAGAUAAUGGCCGGUCGCAGGCUCCUUCACCCGCCAUUUCUCUUCUUUUUCCUUUUCUUUUCCCUCUUUCGCGCCACCACUUCAAACGACACCGUGAACGCAACCCAACCGCUCAAAGACGGCGACGUAUUGGUCUCGGAAACCGGCAAAUUCGCCGUCGGAUUCUUCUCCCCCGGCCGCUCUACCAACCGGUACCUCGGCAUUUGGUUCCACGAAGUUCCCGAGCUAACGGUAGUCUGGGUAGCCAAUGGGAACAAUCCUAUCGCCGCCGGGGACUCCGGAAUCCUCUCAAUCGACUCCACCGGCAAUCUCGUACUCCUCGCCGGCGGCGAGCAGAAUCAGAAUCAAACUAGAACCCAAGUUCCAAUUUGGUCAACCAACGUCUCGGCCAAUCUCGUUUUCAAUUCUCCGCGCUCGGCGCGGAUUCUGGACUCUGGGAAUUUCGCGCUGUUCGGCAGGUUCAAUUCGACGAUUCUGUGGCAGAGCUUUGAUUACCCGACGAACACUUUCCUACCCGGAGCGAAACUCGGGUUGGACCGGGAAUCGGGUCUGGACCGGUUCUUAACCUCGUGGAGGUCCGAGGACGACCCGGGAACCGGGGAAUUCUCGUUUCGGGUCAACCCGAAGGGCUCCCCGCAAUUCUUUUUGUACAAAGACGGGAAACCUUACACUAGAAGCCUCCCUUGGCCGUGGGGGAGCUACGGCGAUAUCUUCAACAUCUCGUUCGUGAACAACAGAGAAGAAGGAGCGAUCUUUCAAAUCACCCUGAACGACGAUUCGCUUCUCUUCUGGGAAGUUUUGGAUACGACGGGGAUCUUGAGGGAGAAAAUCUGGCGAAAGGGCUACGACGGAUGGAAAGAAUACUGGGCGACCCCGACUCAGAAAUGCGAUACGUACAGACGCUGCGGCGGGAAUGGUUUGUGCGAUCCGAGCAAUGACAACACUUUUGAGUGUUCUUGCCUGCCUGGUUAUGAACCCAGGUCGCCGAGAAGCUGGCGAUUGUUCGAUGGGUCCGGAGGGUGCGUUAGGAAGCUAUCGAAAUUGGGAUCGAAAUUGGAAUUGGAAUUGGGAACUUGGGAUGGGUUUUGUGGCGCGGGAGAAGGGUUUGUUAGAGCGCCGAAGGUGAAGGUUCCGGAUAGUUCAGGAGCAGUUUGGAUUGGAAAGGAAGAUGGCGGGGAACUGAGCUGCGAACGCGAGUGCAGGAAGAACUGUUCAUGUUCUGCGUAUACUGAAAUAGAUGCUGCUUUGAAGGACAAAGGUUGCUUGUUAUGGUAUGGAGAACUGGUGGAUACAGUGUAUUUCCCUGCCAGUUCCCAGGAUUUGUAUGUUCGUGUUGAUGCAGAGGAAUUUGCUAACUAUAAGGGUGGAUUGAAUGAUUCGCUUGAGUUGAAGUUGAAGUUGAGCAUUCUUCUGCCAUCUAUUGGUUCAGCAUGGCUUCUUGUUAUCGUGUUUGCCUUCUUUUGGCUCAGGAAGUGGCGAAGCAGGUCAGUAAAGAAGAGAAGGAUCAGAAAUUUGUUCCAUCUAGAUAAUGGUUCAAACCACUUCAAUGAUUCUGUGGUUGGAGAGGAAAUGGAGGGUCAUUCAGUAUACCCUGAGUUGCCAUUCUUCAACGUCAAUGCCAUUCGAGCUGCUACCAACAAUUUUUCUCCAGCUAACACGCUUGGAAGAGGAGGUUUUGGCUCUGUGCACAAGGGGAGACUACCGAAUGGACAAGAAGUUGCAGUGAAACGGCUGAGCAAAAAUUCAAGGCAAGGCCUUGAACAAUUCAGGAAUGAAGUCCUAUUGAUUGCAAAACUCCAACACAGGAAUCUUGUGAAGCUCCAUGGAUGCUGCAUCGAGGACGAAGAGCAAAUGCUAAUUUAUGAGUACUUGCCCAACAGAAGUUUGGACCUUUUUCUUUUUGAUCGAACAGGAUGCAGAGUAUUGGAUUGGACAAGGCGUUUCAAUAUCAUAGUUGGCAUUGCACGUGGAAUAUUGUAUCUUCAUCAGGAUUCGAGGUUCCGAAUCAUCCAUCGAGACUUGAAAACCAGCAAUAUUCUCCUGGAUGGAGAUCUGAACCCCAAGAUCUCAGAUUUCGGCAUGGCUAAGAUACUCGAGGCUGACAAAGUUUAUGGGAAGACGGCCGGCAUUGGUGGAACUUAUGGUUACAUGUCACCAGAGUAUGCAGUGUUCGGGAAGUUCUCCGAAAAAUCUGAUGUUUUCAGUUUCGGUGUCAUAUUGCUCGAGACAAUUACCGGAAAGAGGAUCAAUAGAAUCUACUCAGAAGAUGACAACUUGAAUUUGAUAACCUAUGUAUGGGAGCACUGGAAGGAAGACAAAGGACUAGAGGUCGUGGAUUCUUCGAUGGAGGGUUCUUUCAAUGGUCAUGAAGUUUUGAAAUGCAUCCACAUUGGGUUGUUAUGUGUAGAGGAAGAUGUUCGAGAUCGACCGAAUAUGUCGACGACGGUUCUUAUGCUGAACACUGCUAUGCCUCUUCCUCGCCCCAAGCAACCUGGGUUUCACGGGACAAGUUGCUUCAACAAAUCCAGACCAGCAGAAGGAUCAUGCUCUGUGAACGAGUUGGAUUAUUUUCGAAACCCGCCAAAACCCGCCGCCGCUAAAAACGAGCAAACAGUACUAUUUCCCGAACAGAAUGGAAAACCCAGAAUUCCCACCGCCAUAGAAGACCUGCUUGACCAAAAGCUCUCUUCUUUCCAGUUCAUAACCAUCGAUCACCAUGGUCGAAAUUCGCGCCAAAGCAACUUCCUUAUAAUGGGCGGGAAAAUCAUUCUCCUCCCGCCAUUUAUCUUCUUCUUCCUCUUUCGCGCGGCCGCUGGCAACGAUACCGUAACCUCAACACAACCGCUCAGAGACGGCGACGUUUUAGUCUCCGAAACUGGUAAGUUCGCUCUCGGAUUCUUCUCCCCUGGCGGUUCUUCCAAUAGGUACCUCGGCAUUUGGUUCUACCAAGUUCCCCGGCAAUCCGUCGUCUGGGUAGCCAACCGGAACAACCCCAUCGCCGCCGGCGAUUCCGGAAUCCUCUCAAUCGAUGAUGCCACCGGCAACCUCGUCCUUUACGAUAGAAAUAAAAUUCCGAUUUGGUCAACCAACGUCUCGGCCAAGCUCGAUUCUCUGCCCUUCGCGCGGAUUCUGGAUUCAGGGAAUUUCGCGCUGUUCAGUCAUGAGAACUCGACGGCGGUUUUCUGGCAGAGCGUGGACUACCCAACAAACACAUACCUACCGGGAGCGAAGCUCGGAUUGGAUCGGAAAUUGGGUUUGGAACGGUUCAUAACCUCAUGGAGAUCCGAGGACGACCCGGGAACAGGGCAAUUCUCGUUCCGGGUCAACCCGAAGGGUUCCCCGCAAGUCUUCCACUACAGAGGAGAAGGAAGAAAAACCCCUUACGCGAGAAGCUUUCCCUGGCCGUGGAAAAGCUUCACCAACAUUUUCAACGGCUCGUUCAUCAACAACGAAGACGAGGUUUCCUUCUCAAUCUUCUUGACCGAAGAAGAUUCUUUUCUCUUCUGGGUAGCUAUAGAUCCGGCCGGAAUCCUCCGGGAGAAGAUCUGGCGGAAGGGUUACGAGGAUUGGAAGGAGUAUUGGGCGACCCCGACUCAGAAAUGCGAUUCGUACGGACGCUGCGGCCCCAAUGGUGUGUGCGAUCCCAGUAAUGGCAACGCUUAUGAAUGUUCUUGCUUACCUGGAUAUGAACCCAGUUCGCCGCGAAGCUGGCGAUUGUUUGAUGGGUCUGGUGGGUGUGUCAGGAAAAGGUUGCGAAAUUCUGAUGGGUUUUGUGGGCUGGGAGAAGGGUUCGUGAGAAUGCUGAAGGUGAAGGUUCCUGACACUUCAGGAGCUGUUUGGAUUGACAGGCGUGGCGGUGGUAGUGAAGUCAGCUGUAAGCGUGAGUGCAGGAAAAACUGUUCUUGCUCUGCGUAUGCUGAAAUGGAAGGUGCUGGAGAUGAGAGUGUUUGCAUGUUAUGGUUCGGAGACUUGGUGGAUACUGUGUAUUUCCCCGUGACUUCCCAGGAUCUGUAUGUUCGAGUUGAUGCAGUUGAAUUUGCUCAUUAUCAGGCAGGGGUAAUCGACUCUGCUGAGUUGAGGUUGAAAUUGAGCAUUGUCCUGCCAUCUGUUGCUUCAACCUGGCUUGUUGUUAUGGUGUUCUGUUUCUUUUGGCUCAAGAGGCGGCGAAGCAGGACUGCAAAGAGGAGAAGGAUCAGAAAUUUGUUCCAUCCAAAUGAUGGUUCAAGUCGAUCCACUGUUCAUGCAAUGACAGAGGAAACGGAUGGAAGUUCAGCGUAUCCCGAGCUGCCAUUUUUCAGCUUCAGCACCAUUCGUGCUGCUACCAACAAUUUUUCUUCAGCUAACAAGGUUGGACAAGGAGGGUUUGGCGUUGUGUACAAGGGGAGACUACCUAGUGGACAAGAUAUCGCUGUUAAGAGGCUUAGCGAAAAAUCAAGCCAAGGUCAGGAACAGUUCAGGAAUGAAGUACUGUUGAUUGCAAAGCUCCAACAUAGGAACCUUGUUAAGCUCUAUGGAUGUUGCAUUGAGGAAGAAGAACACAUUCUGGUUUAUGAGUACUUGCCUAAUAAAAGUUUGAACCGUUUUCUUUUUGAUCGGAAAGGAGGAGCAACAUUGGAUUGGAGGACACGCUUCGGCAUCAUAAUUGGUAUUGCACGAGGAAUCUUGUAUCUUCAUCAGGAUUCGAGGUUCAGAAUCAUUCAUCGAGACUUGAAAACCAGCAACAUUCUCCUAGAUGAAGAGCUUAACCCCAAAAUUUCAGAUUUCGGCUUGGCUAUGGUUCUUGAAGCCGACCGAUGUCAUGGGAAGGCAGCCAACAUCGGAGGAACUAUUGGUUACAUGUCGCCAGAGUACGCAGUGAAAGGUGUAUACUCUGAAAAAUCCGAUGUCUUUAGUUUCGGGGUCAUAGUGGUUGAAAUGGUAACCGGCAUGAGGAUCACUAGACGCUUUGAAGGAGAUGAAAACAUGAGCUUAAUAGCCCACGUGUGGGCGCUAUGGAAGGAAUACAGAGCGAUGGAGGUUGUGGAUUCAUCAAUGGUGGGGGGAAUGCACAAUGCUGAGGAAGUAUUGAGGUGCAUCCAAAUUGGGCUGUUAUGCAUGGAGGAAAAUGUCGAGGAUCGACCUAAUAUGAUGACAGUGGUUAUUAUGUUGAACAGUGCAAUGCCUCUUCCUCGUCCCAAACAACCUGCGUUUGCCGGUGGCAGCAGCUGCUUGAACCAUCAACCUGCAGGAGGAACGCUUGCCUCAUGUUCUGUAAACGACCUGACCCUGACAGGAGUCAUGAUACGCUGAUUCUUUGUGGCUGCGGUUGGGAAAACAUGGCUGAUGUUUGUUUGUCCAGUUUCCACUGGCUAUGCAGUCUGUCUCACUCCUGUGGCGUAUUUGGAAGUCGCGAAACUUGGUGGUUUUUGUAUGGACAGAGGGCGGAAUGGAUCGGGGUGCCUGCUUGUGCUUGUAGUGAUUGAGCUUUGGUACGGGUGGAUGGUUCCGUCGGAAUAGGCACGAGCUUGGGAAUUGCAUCCAUUGUUUGUUCGUUUGAUGGUGCAACUCAUGCAGGAUCUCAUUCUGCGUUAGGUCCUUUCCGUGAGGAGAUGGUGGCUCUUCCCGAUCCUUUUAGAUGGUGCGUUGAUUUGGUAUUGCAGGGACUGGUGCUUGAAGGUGACGAAAAGGUGGUGAUUCUCAUCUCAGCAGAGCUGGCGCAAUUCAUUCAAGGUUUCAUCUUUGAAUAUACUCGGGGUCUAUGCGAGUCUUGACCGAUUUGGCGCAUUCAUUGCCUUUUGGGAUUAUGCGGUAACCUGAUUGGUUAAUUUGAUUAACUACUUAACCAAAUCGAUCAAGUUUUGAUUUGGUUUGAUUAAUAUAUCGUAGGCAAAAUA
Linum trigynum is the source of this 5909-nucleotide messenger RNA. The record is from the annotation of a GenBank genome assembly. Lineage: Eukaryota; Viridiplantae; Streptophyta; Magnoliopsida; Malpighiales; Linaceae.